AUGGACAGAGCAGAACCCAUUAAAGCUCUUGGCUCUCUCUUUAAAUUCACUGAAGUUUACUUGCGGGACAAUGGGUCAACAGAAGUACGAGAAGUUCCAUAUUUUCAAGAACCAACGAAGCGAAAUGGUGAUGAUGAUUUUGAAAAGAACGAGAACGAUGCCUCCACAGAGAUUCAUUCAUUACUGGAAGAUGUGGAACUAGCCAAACAACUUAAUGACUGGGGGCUUCCACUCUCUUUCCAAACUAAGAAGGAGAGAAAUGGAAAGGUCAGUGGAAAAAGGAAAGAUACAAGUAAGAAGAAUCACCGUAGUGUGAAUGAUAUUGAUGUCAGAGUGGUGGAUUCGAUCAAAGUGAGUGAGGUGGAAAGUGAAGGAAAGGAUUUGGGCUGUUCAAUUGCAUGCUGUACUUGUGCUCUUCUCAAUGAAUGUGAUUGUAAUGAUGAAGUAUCUGAUUCUAAAUUUGAUCACGAUCUGGAUUGCAUCUCUGAAUUUAGUAAAGUUUUAUUGAAUGAAAUCUCUGAGACUAGCUCCAGUCCAUGCACAAAUGAUAUGGUGGUAAUGGAUACUGCUGUUUGUGAUGGAAAGGAAUUAAAGGAACCAGCAUUGGAGUCUGUGGACAGAGAAACUGAAGUUAUAAAACACACCGAUGACAUUGGCAGUGACAUGAUACAGGACUGUGAUUCUGCUGUAUAUUCGCAGUUUUCUGAAGUUUUCAAUUCUGAAAAGGCUGACAGCAGUUGCAAAGGUGAUUCUGAAGAAUGGAUAACAUGUUGGGAUGACUUUUACGUGAGGAGCUACUUUUAUAAUGUGAAAACACAGGAGUCUACAUGGGACCUGCCUUUAGGAAUGGAAGACCAUGCAUUUAGUCCCGUUGCUAAUGAGCUUAAAUUGACAGCAGUUGAGAUGGCUGAAUUGCAUGUUGACUUCCAAGAUUUCACAAAAUCUGAUGAGGUGCAAAUUUCUUGUGGUUUGCAACCUAAUCCUAUUUUUGCUGAAGAAUACAAAGAUGACAAUGGCUUUGAUCAACUCUGCGAUCAUAAUGUCAAGAGCUGUCUUUUUGCUGACAAUUUCUCUAGUACCAACACUGCAAAAAGGAAAAAGAAAGCCCGAAGAACAAAAUCUAAUAGGAACUUGUCUGUUUCAAGCGAAGAGCUUGAAGGAGUUUGGGAAGAAUUUUCUCCCAGUAUAGAGCCAAUAGCCAAGCAUCAUGCAUCCCGUUGUGGUAAUGGUUCCAUAGUUGAUUUUUUCACUGGAGUUGGUGGAAAUGCAAUCCAAUUUGCACAACGGAGUAAACAUGUGAUUGCAAUUGAUAUCGAUCCAAAUAAAAUUGGAUAUGCACAACAUAAUGCAGCUCUCUAUGAAGUUGAUGACCGUAUAGAUUUCAUUAGGGGUGACUCAUUUUAUUUGGCACCAAGACUGAAGGCGGACACUGUCUUUAUGUCGCCACCUUGGGGUGGUCCUGAUUAUUCAAAAGUGAAGAAAUUUGACAUUAGCACUAUGCUUAAGCCCCGUGACGGACUGUUUCUCUUCAAUGCUGGGAAGGAAAUUGCUUCCAGAAUCAUCAUGUUUCUCCCACGGAAUACUGAUAUCAGCCAAUUGGCAGAGUUGUCUUUAUCAGCUUCUCCUCCAUGGUCUUUAGAGGUGGAGAAGAACUUCUUGAAUGGCAGAUUCAAAGCGAUUACUGCAUAUUUUAGUGCACCAGCCUUGUCUUAG
Messenger RNA from Fraxinus pennsylvanica, 1713 nucleotides. NCBI's taxonomy places the organism in Eukaryota, Viridiplantae, Streptophyta, Magnoliopsida, Lamiales, Oleaceae. The record is from the annotation of a GenBank genome assembly.